Molecule: messenger RNA, 2809 nt
Organism: Theileria parva strain Muguga
Lineage: Eukaryota; Apicomplexa; Aconoidasida; Piroplasmida; Theileriidae
Exons: 1
Coding region: 136-2151 (671 amino acids)
Source: RefSeq, a predicted model, not a curated record
UUUUACAAUAUGUGUAGUAUAAAGUUAUUUUAUUUUAUAUGUUUUAUUUGAAUGUAGUUGAGUUGGUUUAAUUUGAUAUGGAACAGGGCUGUAAUAUAGUUUUCUUGUUAUUCAGAAGAUUCUUGACUGAAGGUUAUGAAAUUACCUUUUCUUUUAAACUCAGUUUCACGCAGUGUGAGUUUAAAGGAAGUAGAAACUGUUUUUAGCAAAUUUUUAAAAGUUCUUCCAACCUUGGAUGGGAAUACCAUAUCACACUGUAUAAAUAUUUUAUCAAAGAAGGAGAUAAAUCAGCCGAAAUUCCUCUGGCUUAAGACUGCAGAGAUUCUCACUGACUCAGACAAUAAAUCAAAUCACAACUCAAUCCUCUCAAGGCUCGAAGUUAAGGAUGUUUGUAUUAUAUUAAACUCAUUUGCCAAGGUUAAUUUCCUUAACCUUAAACUCAUAGAAACAGGAACAAGUAUAAUAAUUAGGCAAAUUAGGAACAUACACACUAGGGAUCUUUGUAACGUUAUUCACUCAUUAGGGAAACUUAACCAGCAUUCUACCCUGUCCGCAGUUAUAAAUAAACUCUUUAAGCCUAAGAAUAACAAGAUAAAUAACAUAAAUUCAGUGUUAAAAGUGAUAAGUAAUUGUAAUGAAAAGGACUUUUCAAUGUUACUUCGAGUGUUAAUGUUAAACUCUGAGAAUUUGGAUUUCGAUUCUGUGACUAAGAAAUUGCUUAACUCAUUGACUGAUAAAUAUGACAGCCUGAGUGACCAGACACUUGCCAUACUGGCAAACUCUGUCGCUCAGUAUGGCAAGGAUGAAAACGGAACAUUGUCAGUCCUGGCUCCAAUUAUAACUUUGAGACUUAGAAGAGGAAAUUUCACUCCUCAGUGCAUUGCUCAAAUCUCAAAUGGCUUUGCUAAACUUAAUUUUCGUGAUUUUGAACUUUUUUCAGCACUUGCUCAGAGAGUUUUAAUGAACCCCCAGGAGUUUCCUCCAAGAUGUUUAGCCAACCUUUUAAACGGAUUUAGCAAAUUAAACAUAUUCAAUGAACAAUUGUUCACUAAGUUAAUUCCUCAGUUUGAAUCUAAUCUCAGUUUGAUGACUCCACAGUGUAUUGGUAACACCGUCAACGCCUACAGCAAAUUCUCAUCUCAAUUGAAUUUAAAUUUGUUAUUCAGUUUUUUCAAUAAAAUGAUCCUGGAACUGCUGAAUUUCAACACCUUUGACUCGUUUAUAGGUCAAAACUACGCCAAUAUUCUCUCUGGGAUCACUAAGCUCUAUACAGAAUUCCUUAGAUCUCACAACUCUCAGUCUAAUUAUACUAAUGAAACAUAUGAACUAUGUAAUAAAAUGUUAAUGGCAUUGAUAAAAAAGUUGUAUGUGCCGAUGCUGGAGAAGUUUGAGGAGUUUAACCAUUUGGAUGUUCUGAUGAUUUUUAACUCUAUGGCCAGAUUCAGAAUAUGUGACAAUAAUUUAAUUGGAAAAUUAUUAUCAAAGUUAAAGUUAUUUAUGCAAAAUUAUAAGAUCUUUGAGCUGAUUAAUAUUGUGAAUGGUUGUUCGAAAUUUUAUACCACAGAUCUAAAAACUUAUUUUCCAGAUUCAAAUUUAAAUACCUCACUAACCCAAUCCACUCUCAAUACAACUAUAAAUCACGCUAAUAAAUUCAAUACCCGUGACCUUUAUAAUACCCUUGACCUUAAUAAUACAGUUGAGAAUAAUAAUACAGUUGACAGCACUAAGUCAGUUGACGUCGCUAAAUUUGAAUUGAAAGAUGUUAGUACUAUUUCUGGUAUCUGCAAUAUUAUUUGCACUAGUGAUGUUGUUGAUAAAGUUUUAAUCCUGGAUUAUUACAAGCAUUUUAUGGAUCAUCUGAUUAAGCUAUUGAGGGGCAAAUCCCUAAGCUAUAAUCACAUUAGGCUUGUUUUCAACUCUUUAACAACAUUCAACAUGCAUAACAAAGAUUACAAUGAAGUAUUGAGUAAAGUUUUGGUGGAUUCAGAGCUGGAUAAGAAUGAGGAAAGAGUAAUUAAAACCUUCUCGUCAGUUGUGGAUUAUUACUAUGGAAUUAACCAAAAAAUGCCAAAUCACCUGGAAAAAUACAUUCUAUCACAUCUGAACACUUGUACUAUCAAUUGUAUAAGUAGUAACACACCAAUUUACUAAAUAGUUCAAGGUUAUAAGAUUAAAUAACAUCAUUAAUAUUUGUGAUGUUGAUUAAAACGUCUUCGUAUUCGUUUAAUAUUUGUAACUCGUCGGAGUCGGAGGGAAUUCCAAUGACGUUAACAACUACAUUGAAUGUGUUAUUUCUAACUUACACUUGUAUUUACGCUUUAUUUCAUCCCUAAGCCUGUGGUAUUCACUGGAUCUAGACUCCCAACCAUAUCUUAUUAUUACAUCAGAUCCGUUAGAGAUGUAUUUAGUUAUGGGAUCUGAACUAUUUACUAGUGAAUAACGAGUUCUGUUAAUCAGUUGGUGAGGAAAUUUGUUAUGAAUUUUCGGGAAAACGAAUUUCCGAAACUUGAAGAACGGAGGUUUCCUUGCGAUUCGCCUAAAUCCAUACUCAUGCGGUAUGAAUUUAGGUAAAUUCCAAACAUGUUUACCAUCAAAUCUGAUAAUAACAUUAGAAUAAUAUAUUUAUUAGUAAUGUGUUAAUGUGUGAAAAUACCGUUUGAAAAUUAAAGUAUCCUUCCACUGUUUAAAGCUGGUGAUUGUGGUUUUAUUUCUAAUUUGGAUUAAAGAAUAAGAUUUUAUCAGCAUUAAAAAAAAUAAUUUGAUGUUUAUGUGUGGUGGAUUUUUUAUCAUUAUUAAUGUUUUUUGUAAA